AAGACGCGCAUAGCCGCCUAGCUGUCUCCACAACAAACGUACGGAUAUCAGAAACGGUUACACCUCAAUGGAAAAAACAGCAGAGUAGACUAGACCAUUUGCGACCGUGCAUGUAUAACGGACAGUCAAUAUAUCGCAUAAUAAAAACACAUAUAAGUAGGCUAUUCUCUCGGUCUUCCUCGCGCUUGCCAGAAACCACCAUGUCGCUGUAUCCAUCAUUGGAGGACAUGAAGGUGGAUCAAUUUAUACAGGCUCGAAGUAGUACUUACUCUGCCAGUCCAAGCAAGACACCUGCUCUACAGGAUGCUCCAAAUCCAAAUCCUGUGGAGGAAGAAAUGGGACUCUACCCCAAACUGUACCCUGAGCUCUCAGAGUUCAUGGGGCUGAACCUCAGUGAGGAUACACUUCGCCAGGCGCUGUCCAUGGUACCAGUAGAAGACUACUCUGGGGCAGUGGCUCCCAGGACUUCCGCUCUGAGCUUCAUGAGCGCUCCGAUCACAGGGAAUGACUGUGGCAUCCGCAGGGCUGAGAUACGGCAAGGCAUCAGGGAGGUCAUCCUCUGCAAGGACAGCGACGGCAAGAUCGGACUGCGCCUCAAAUCUGUGGACAAUGGUGUGUUUGUUCAGCUGGUACAGGCGAACACUGCCGCGGCAUUGGGCGGCCUGCGCUUUGGAGAUCAGGUGCUGCAGAUAAACGGGGAGAACUGCGCUGGGUGGAGCACGGACAAGGCCCACAAGGUGCUGAAGAACGCCAGCGCCGAGAGGAUAGCCUUUGUGGUACGGGACAGACCAUUUGAGCGUACCAUCACCCUGCACAAAGACAUCAACGGCCAAUUGGGUUUCAUCUUUAAGAAGGGGAAGAUCACCUUUAUCGUGAAGGACAGUUCUGCUGCCCGCAACGGCCUCCUGACUGAUCACCACAUUUGUGAAGUCAAUGGGCAGAAUGUCAUUGGACUUAAGGAUCCCCAGAUUACAGACAUCUUGACCUCUGCUGGUGGAGUGAUAACUGUCACAGUGACACCCACCAUCAUCUUUGAGCACAUGACGAAAAAGAUGUCUUCCAGCAUUGUGAAGAGCCUAAUGGAUCACUCUAUCCCGGAGGUGUGAGGCCGGCAGUCAUGUGAUGGGAAAUGAAGAGGAAUACCAAUAACGUUAUAUGAAUGAUGAGAAAUGAUGAUUCUGCUGAGUUGUGCUCAUAACCCCACGUCUCAACGCUGCAUCCUGCGUUCGUGAAACAGACCAGUCACAUGUGCAUCUUUAUGCCAUUACUUCAAUCAAAACCCAUAACCACGUUUCUGCGAUUAAAAAAGUAGUGUGUAAAAUCAUCUCUGUACAGUAUGUUUGUUUCAAGCUCUAAAAUAAGUCCAUAUGGAUUCAGAUGUCGAUUCCUGCAGCGCUAGAGGAGUUAUGGUUUUGAAUUACCCCACAAAUUCAGUUUAACAGAUUUGAUUUUAUAGGGUUCUGAGCAAUAGACCCCCGUCUUGCCCAAUGGGAUAAAGCUCUAUUGUAGCCAGUCUUUGGAUUGAAUGAUACCUUGAGCUCAUCAAUUAACAAAUCUCAUACCCUCCUUUUUUGUCAGUGGAAAUGACUUUCCUCUUUUAUGACUUUGUAGUCAAGUGACACAAUCUAUCUUCUUCUGUACUUUGAAUUACCCAUAUUUUUUGCCCUCAUCCAUUGUAUACGUUUGAAAUGUUUCACAUGUAUACCUUCUAGUACAUGUUGUAAGCUUUAAGAACAAACUAUUUACCUGAGAAAGUGAAAAUGCUUGGGUGUUUGAAGGUAUCCUAACAUAAUAAUAUUCAAAACCAGCCCACAAUAAUAUGUAGAUACUAUAAUUUAGUUUAAUCUCAACUGUAUGUCAUUUUAUCAAUCCAUUCCUGCAUAUAUUGGUGGGUUAAAAUGCCCUGCAUGAUCAUCAACGUCAUUUUCGCACAAAAUACACAAUUGUGUUUUACUAUGACAGCUUUCCAGUGUUAAUUAAAUAAAGCCAUACAAACUUUC
Messenger RNA from Oncorhynchus nerka (sockeye salmon), 2000 nucleotides. It is a transcript of the gene sdcbp, whose product is annotated as syndecan binding protein (syntenin). Gene Ontology annotation, molecular function: protein binding. Lineage: Eukaryota; Metazoa; Chordata; Actinopteri; Salmoniformes; Salmonidae. The coding region runs from base 111 to 1106 and encodes 331 amino acids. Gene Ontology annotation, cellular component: cytoplasm; plasma membrane. The transcript is spliced from 9 exons. The record is from RefSeq and is a predicted model, not a curated record.